Penicillium chermesinum is the source of this 1914-nucleotide messenger RNA. RefSeq names its product phosphatidylinositol-3-phosphate-binding ubiquitin-protein ligase. Gene Ontology annotation, molecular function: metal ion binding. The record is from RefSeq and is a predicted model, not a curated record. The coding region runs from base 1 to 1914 and encodes 637 amino acids. The transcript is spliced from 2 exons. NCBI's taxonomy places the organism in Eukaryota, Fungi, Ascomycota, Eurotiomycetes, Eurotiales, Aspergillaceae.
AUGGACGCCCCUAGCCCUUCGUGGUCGGCCCCGAUCCCAGACGGUGGCAGUGAAUGGAGCGAGGAGCCAAGGGAAUGUGACGCUGUGCGCCCUAUGAGGAUAUCUGACAGCCCAGAAAGUGGCGACACGGAAGUGAGGAGUGAUGGGACGGUAACAGCCCCGGGAAGUGAGGGCACAGGAAGAGAUAUCGAAGGGGAGUUUGAAGCAGAACAGUCUCAAACCAUCGAAAUUUCGGAUGGCAGCUCUCCCCAUAGCGCUCGAUCAGUGGACUGUUUAACCCUAGAUACGGUCUCAGGGUGCGCAGACAGUGGGGUCCCUACUGAACCUCAUUACGGGCAAAGGCGUAUGACUAGCGCAAGUGAAGAGGCUUGUCUACAGCGAACAAGAUCUGGAGAAGAUAGCCGCCAAGCACACCGUCAUCCAGGCUUGCCGUACCGAUCGAUUUCUUUGACGGGCCAUUCAUCUAGCCGGAGUUCCGCGGCACCGGACCCUGGGUCGUCCUAUGCUACAGCAAUAGAUAUCACCUCAUCACCACCGGAGGCAGGACCUUCGGGGGCUAAUCAGCGCAGCACCCGGCGAUCUUCAAACACCCCCAACGCUCUCCCUUAUCAAACACAGACCUUCCCGCGCUAUUACUCUAACCCUGAUAAUUUCGUCGCCGCCCAAAGCCCUGCAACCCAUACCUCCUCUUCGAACACUUAUUCCAUGCCACGCAUGCCUCGAAGGCAGCACUCAACACUGCUACGGGAGAACACAAGCGACAAUAUGCAAGCCGGACGGCCGCGCGUUCAGUCAGAUGCUGUUAGAUCCCGAAGUCUUCGAUACUCUGGGAUUGAGUUUCCUCCGUGGCAGCCAGGCACGAUGGAUGAAGAGAAUUUGAGACGCGCGAUCAAUGUAGAUGACGAGGAAGUCGAACCAGAUCUGCCACGGUGGCAACCUGACUCGGAAGUUGAUUUUUGUCCAAUUUGUGGGAACGAAUUCAGCUUCUGGUAUCGGAAGCAUCAUUGUCGGAAGUGUGGACGUGUCGUAUGCGCUUCAUGCUCUCCGCAUCGAAUCACGAUCCCCCGACAAUACAUCGUUCGCCCACCAGACUCUGGACAGUCCAAAGAAGCCUCCCCGGCGCCAGCUCGUCAAGUGGUUGAUUUGACUGGCGAUGAACCCGUUAUAUUAUCUCCUGUACUCAACCCCGCACUCGGUGGCGGGGAAGAAGUACGCCUUUGCAACCCGUGUGUCCCAGAUCCCAAUCCCAAUCCUCUGAGUUAUGGCCCACUUCGGUCUCGUGGACAUAGAUCUACCCAUUCUCUGCCUUCAAUUGGCAACCUCCUAACAAGGCCGGUGGAUGAAGACCCAGAUCGCGAUCGCGAAAAUCGCGGCUACAGCCCCGAAUUCUUUCAGUAUCCGGGCGCCGAAGAGCAGCGCCGACAGGCAUCCCAAUCUCAGUACUAUGUCAACCCACCCCGUCAAUCUCUCCCAUUAGCCCACCAGCCAAGACGCAGGACCAUAUCCGAGGAAGACCUUUGUCCGAUUUGUGGUCGACUUUUCCCAGAACUCAGCCCGGAAAACCCUGCAGAAGCUCGAGAAGCGCAUGUUCGCGAUUGUAUCGAGAACUUUGGCGCUUCAGCGCCUCGAGUAAGUGGUCCUUCUACUCCCACUAGUGGAGCUACAACUACACGACGGGGCCCUGCUCCGCCUCCACCGCCGCCGCCACCUGCAGCCCGUAUGGUAGAAUUUACUGCUACGGAGAAAGACUGCAUCGGGGAGGAUGGUGGUGUUGGGGAGUGUACCAUCUGCAUGGAGGACUACGAGGUCGGGGAAAGCCUAGCUCGGUUAGAGUGCCUGUGUAAGUUCCAUAAGGACUGCAUUAUUGGCUGGUUCAAGCAGAAGAUGGAGUGUCCUGUACAUAAGUACUGUUAG